UAAUUUUUGAAGAAAUGUAUGUGGGCUUAAAGAGAAGAAAUGUUUUAGAACGUGUAUCUGGAUUUAAAAGCUAUCAAUAUGUAUAUGUCAUCAAUCAAUUCCUUUGCAGCCAACUGCUUGUUUCUUUAUUUGAUCAGUUCAUUUUGUAGCAGAGCCGAAAAAUCAGACUCUUACAAAAUCAAUGAUCCUGCGCAUUAUCAAUUUCGAUCAAUACAGCCAGAAUCAGUUCCUUCGGAAGAACAAUUCCGGUCCAAUGUUCCAAAACGUCCACAAUACAACGUUUACCAUCCUAAGCAUAAUUUGAUGCAACCUGGGACACUUAUUAAAGAUCGCUACUCUGAAGACAACGUGAAGAAAAAUAUAGCAAGAUUCAUGUCAGAAUAUGAGAUGUUAGAAGAAAUCUACAGACUGUAUGAUUCUCAAUUUGUUAGAAAUGAAAAAAAGGAAAACGCUGCACGAUUGGAGCGUAAAAAGAUUCGAGAAAUUGACGAAGAAAUAAUGAAGAAAAUGAACUUGCUAGACAAAGUAUUAUCCGAAGAUACCGACAAGAAUGACAUCGAGAUGAAGAACACCAUUGAAGACGAAAUCAUUGCGGAAAUGAACAUCUCUGAAGAGACAAAAAGGGUUGUCAGGCAAGUUCGUAAGCAGCGGCCCGGAUUCUUUUGGACCUUGGCGAGGCUUGCUUUCGAGACGUUUAACGAUACGCGAUCGGCGAUUAAACAAAUUAGCAAAAGUCAUCAUUCAUUGACAAUCGCCAAUACAACAACAGUUGCACCAAUGAAUAAACAGAAUAAUACGUCCAGCGACAUGGUAGGCGUUAACACAACGACGACAACGACGACCUCGACCACACAAGCACCUUUCAGACUCACACCAACCAAUCUGCAAAAUUUGAUUAGAAGAAAUUUGCGUGGUUUAGUGAGACUUUUCAAUAUCGAAUGGCAGGAGGCUCUGAAUCAAUCAGACAUAACUGUAAAGGAGUUUCAAAAGAAUCUUGGGAAUCAAGUAGGCGGUUUCCUACAAGACAACCCAAACGCUUUUUAAAAGCAACAAAGAUAACAUCACGAAGAAGAAUUGAAUAAAUAAAAUAAACAUCUCAAAAUCAAAAAGUUUCAAAUUGAAUACAACAUAGUAAUCCAUUUA
Messenger RNA from Acromyrmex echinatior (Panamanian leafcutter ant), 1143 nucleotides. RefSeq lists its product as uncharacterized. The record is from RefSeq and is a predicted model, not a curated record. Lineage: Eukaryota; Metazoa; Arthropoda; Insecta; Hymenoptera; Formicidae.